AUGGGAGGGGGACGGAUUGCGGCUGGCGCCGACAACAGCUUGAACUGGCAGUCGCGUCGCUGCUACGAUCCUAACACAGCAGUAGGGAGGGCGCCGAUUUCGACCGGCGCUGCUGCUGGGUGGGCCGGAAUGGGCUGCAGUCCAGCAGCCCAGGCCCCUUUCGACUGUGGUGAGGGGGUGGAGGAGGCGUUCGGCCACAAAAGUCUUGGCUGCAAGUUGAAGAAACGAGGAAAUGCAGGCAGCAAUGCAAAUGACCGUGUACUGCCUGUUAGGGUGACUGCCCUACAGCAUGCCAACAUACAGCCAACUCAUUCAGGCCUGAGUAAUUCUGCUGAUAAGGGGACGUCGCUGCAGAUGGGACUAGCUGGGGAUCAUCAAUUCAGUCCUACAUUUUCUCCAUCCAAGGUUGCAUCUCCUCCUCAGUGGUGGAAUAUUCCUCUCAUGAUCCCACAUCUUAAUUUGUCCACCCCUCCUACCAGAUCCACCAUCUUUGCUACAUCCAGUUCGUUUAUCUGUGUCUUGUAUUUUCCGCCUCUUACUAAAACCCGAGAUACUCCACACACAGCAGCGGCAGCAAUGGCGGAACCUCAAUCCUUCACUCACGAAGACAAAAUUUUGGCAAAAAACUCUUCACAACAAGAAGAAGACAGCCAUACCCAAGAUAAUCCCGUUUUAUCGUUUGUCUCAAACAUCCUUCAAUUAUUCAAGCCGCCUGCAGCCAAGAAGAGCGGUAUUGUUAUUAAUAAUGUUUCAGAAUCCGACCCGAGUAAAAUUGGGGCAUCUGUGAAUGAAACUGUGGUGGAAGAUGAAAAUAAACCCACUGUUGUGAAGUUCCCGAGGCAGACCUUGGCUCCAUUGAAGCUCGAAGCAGAAGCUGAAGGGGGUGAACAGAAUACUAACCCGGUUAUCUUGUGGCAGGUUUAUGCCAUUGGAGGAUUCUUCAUAUUGCAGUGGGCAUGGAAAAGAUGGAAUGAGCGUAAAGGAGAUAAGAAGUCCAGCGAUGAACCUCCUCCAGCUCAUGAUUAA
Molecule: messenger RNA, 1026 nt
Organism: Fraxinus pennsylvanica
Lineage: Eukaryota; Viridiplantae; Streptophyta; Magnoliopsida; Lamiales; Oleaceae
Source: the annotation of a GenBank genome assembly